Porites lobata is the source of this 2571-nucleotide messenger RNA. The record is from the annotation of a GenBank genome assembly. NCBI's taxonomy places the organism in Eukaryota, Metazoa, Cnidaria, Anthozoa, Scleractinia, Poritidae.
ACGCGCGUUAUUUGUUGCAGGUCUCUUGUUUUUGCUUUUCUAAGAAAAAAAUUGAUGGAGCUGAUUUUGGAAAACAUCGGCUAAAUGGCACCUAAAAAGGAAAAGAAUAUUCCGAAAAAGGUAACGUCUGUUAAGGAGAACGUUUGGGAAGUUAACGUCCCGCCUGGAGAUGAAAAUGUGAAGAUAGAAAAUGUUGCUGAUGCAACAGAUAAUUUUCCCUCCGCGAAGCCUGUUGAAAAAGAUAACCUAGCGGAUGAAGACGCGGGCCAUACAGACGAGAAUGGACUUAAUACAAGGAGAGAGCACCAUGAGAUCCCAUCAAAUUCAAUUCCAAGGGACAGAGCUGCAGAGCAUGGAGGAGGAACAGGACCACCCGAGAUCACAAACCACCCUGAUGAACCAUCCGAUGAACCAACUGAGAUCACGAAACAGCCCGACAAAGAACCUACUAGCCCCAUGAGGUUGGCUGGUAUCCUCUUAGUUGUUGCAUUUUUGUUAGUUAUCUUGGCUAUCUUAAUUGCCCCUGAUGAAAAGCCCGAAAGAAAACCUUUUGUCCUUCCUAUAAUCUUUGAAAAUAAGAUAAAAGAACUUCAAUCUUCUUUCACUAACCAAACUGACCGGUUUUGGAGGAUCCUAAAGAACCGUGGCUUGGCACAUCUCAAUAAUCCCAGUCCGUCUCAGCCACUUGUAUUGUUACUAGCUGCACCCCCAGCUGCUCACAGCACUGUGGACUGCUUUGCCAAGAAGCUUGCAGAGGGGUUAGAUCCAGAAUACAAGAGAAUGUUAGCAACGAUUGAUGGAAGAGAAGAAAGGAGUUACCCUGGUGAAGAUACCAAGAAAAAGAUGGAUGAUUUACUAAAAAGAAGGUUUAAGGAGGGCCACAGAGCAGCACUUGUCCAUCACCUGGAGCUCCUUCCGCCUCCAUCACCUCUGUUGUUCUACUCAUAUUGCGAUGAUCAGAAUGCACCAAAUAAACAUGUUGCUAUUAUCUUCACCGUACACAUGCCCGUAGAGCCAGAUGCAUCAUUAGAGCCCAAAGAAGCAGAGGGAACAGUUGAGAAGUAUCUCGCUGAUAUAGUUUGGGCAAAGGAGGACAAGGAUGCUGUCGCUGCUCUUUUGAGCCGAGUUGCAGACACAGUGGCUCUUAUGAAUGGUGAACCUAGUAGUUCAGCUACUUGUUAACUUGUUUUAUAUGAGACAAGAUUUCAUACAUUUUACUCAUGCAGGUACACCCGCCAGUAGGUGCCAGCAGAAUCCAAUCUUCACUAGCCAUUACAACCUAUGCUUUGGUCAAUGUAGCAAUUUUAGACAGACAGUCAGUAGUGAUGUUGAGUUUUUCAGAUUGUUAACUCACCGUAAAAUAUAAGUGGUAGCUGCAUCAUUUUUCCUUGAUUUUUUUCUUUUCUGCAAAUUGUAUUUAGGCAUUCAUACAAUCCACUCUUGUCCUGUUACAAACAGUUAUCUAUGAUAUCAACCCAGAAUUAUAAUUAGGCAGACCUAUAUCUGUCUAUUUGAAAUAUAGCCAUUACUUGCUGCUAUUAAUCUGAAAUACCAGCCUUUUCAACUCCCUUACUUGUGGGUUGCACAGGAGGAAAGAGAUGGAUUAGGGGAUGGAGAUGGCUAACAUUUCAGACUAGCUGUUAUGGGCAAAAAAUUUAUAACCUGAUCCAUCAGUGUCUACCAUAGCGUGAGUUGACUGAAACUGGAGUUACCAAUAAAGCGAAUUUAAGUAACUUUAGAUUUUGCAUUGAAAAACAUUGGAUGUUCUGAACAACAAUACUGUAUUCACCAUUUUUACAUAGACCAUAGUGAACCUUUGUUGCCCCCUAAAACUUUGCAUAACCAUUGUUUCCGGUUUCUCCCAGGUAUUAGAGUUGUCCCAAGAGAAAUCAAAGGCAAUGGUUAUGCAAAAGUUUUGUUUUUGGAGGGAAGAGGGGGGAGUGGUAAACAAGUUGCAUUAUGGUCUGUAUGAAAAUGGUGAAAUUAUUAUCUCUCUUUAGCCUGUGCACCUGAAUGGCUGCAUGCAUGGGCUAAGUAGGGGAUAAUAAUUAUUUUGCUUUAGUGCAUGUACUUCAAUAGUGAAGUUUUAGUAUCUCAGGUUUCUUUCCUUGUAUGGACUUGAAUUUUGUUAUCAUUUUGACCAUUUCUUUUAAAAAUGGGUAACCAUCAAGGUAUGUCAUGAUAGUAUAUAGCAUGAGCUCAGGCUCUAUUUGUGGUUAUGAGGUAAAUAAAACUCUGGCAGCUGGCAUGACAACCAUGUAAGAGAGUAAGGGAGAAUGCACAAGAACUGCUAGAAUUGGGCCUGCUCUCAGGUUAACUUGAAUCAUAAUGAAGCUUAGGUCAACCUUGCCUUAUCUGAUAACCUGUUGGAUGGAUGUAUUAUUGAGGCCCUGCCAGGGUAAAUUCCAACAAGCGACAUGGCCCAAAAAGUAGCAACAGCACGUAAAAUGAAAUAGCGACAAGAGACAACCUCCCUCGGCCAAAUUGUGACAGGGACGGUAAACCGGCAAUAAGCGACAAGCAUUUAUAAACACCAACACGAGACAUUUUAAAAUUCAGACAGGCGACAUG